AUGGUCCACCUCUCCGGCGCCGGCAGCCUUGCCACCCGCGCCCUCGUCUUUAUGUCCACGCAUCCCUUUGCGUCCCGCGCCGCCGACAAGGCCCAGUACGCAGCCAAUACGGCGUCGGCUGUCAACACGCUGCAGCACCAGUGGUACGACGAUGCUGACGGACUCUGGAACUCGACGGGCUGGUGGAACAGCGCAAACCUGCUGACGACGCUGGCCGACUUUGCCCUGGACGGCGCGGCAUCGGAUUCGGAAAAGGCCGAGCUGGAAGGCGUGUUUGCCAACACGUUUACCAAUGCGCAGAAGGUCGGACAGACGGCCGUCAAGGUCGUGAAUGCCGCCGGCCUCGUGACGUCGACCUACACCAAGACGGCCUCCGGGCCGACGUUUGUCAUUGGGGACCGUGGCGAGCCCGUCAAACUCGCCGCGCGCGACGGCUUUGCCGGCUUCAUCAACGACUUUUACGACGACGAGGGCUGGUGGGCGCUGGCGUGGAUCCGCGCGUUUGACGUCACCGGAACGGCCGCGUACCUCGCCAUGGCCGAGUCCAUCUUUGCCGACAUGAAGACGGGCGCGCAGCCGGCCUCGUGUGGCGGCGGCAUCUGGUGGAGCAAGGACCGCUCGUACAAGAACGCCAUUGCCAACGAGCUGUACCUGGCCGUCGCCGCCUCGCUCGCCAACCGUGCCACGUCUGCCGCGGACCGCGCGUCGUACCUGGCCACCGCCGUUGCCCAGUGGGUGUGGUUCAAGGGCAGCGGCAUGAUCAACAGCCAGGGCACCAUCAACGACGGGCUGACCAUCCAGCCAGAUGGCAGCUGCGUCAACAACGGCCAGACGGCCUGGUCCUACAACCAGGGCGUCGUGCUGGGCGGGCUGGUCGAGCUGUUCCGCGCCAACGGCGACCCGACGCUGAUCCCGGCGGCGGCCGCCAUUGCCAACGCGGCCAUCAAUGCUCUGUCCGAGGGAGGCAUUCUGCACGAGUCCUGCGAAGCCAAUGGCGGGUCGUGUGGCGGCGAUGGGCCCACGUUCAAGGGCGUCUUCUUGCGCAACCUCCACUACCUCCAGCAGGAGCGCACCCUGGACAAAAGCACCGCGCGCGCCCUCAAAGCCUAUGUGCUGCAAAAUGCCGACUCCAUCUGGGCCACAGACCGCGUCGCCGGUUCCAACCAGCUCGGCCUGGUCUGGUCUGGCCCGCCCACCGCCGGCGGCUCUCCGACGGCUGCCACGCAUGGUGCUGCCAUGGACUGUCUUGUGGCUGCUGUGGCGGCUGCGUGA
Messenger RNA from Sporothrix brasiliensis 5110, 1272 nucleotides. RefSeq names its product glycosyl hydrolase. Gene Ontology annotation, biological process: carbohydrate metabolic process. The transcript has a single exon. Bases 1 to 1272 code for a protein of 423 amino acids. The record is from RefSeq and is a predicted model, not a curated record. NCBI's taxonomy places the organism in Eukaryota, Fungi, Ascomycota, Sordariomycetes, Ophiostomatales, Ophiostomataceae.